This is a messenger RNA of Perkinsus marinus ATCC 50983, 1134 nucleotides long. RefSeq lists its product as hypothetical. NCBI's taxonomy places the organism in Eukaryota, Perkinsozoa, Perkinsida, Perkinsidae. The transcript has 11 exons. The coding region runs from base 1 to 1134 and encodes 377 amino acids. The record is from RefSeq and is a predicted model, not a curated record.
AUGAACUGGUUCGAGAAUCUAUUUGGUUUCAAAGAGGCAGCGUACAGCCUCACAAGAAGUCAUUUCUGUGAAAGGCGACUGCUGGACGGCGCAAUCCUUUUGGAGUCUAAAAUCGAUGGCCGAGAGUUCGACGUGGGACGGUUCACGAUGCCGACUCUGGAGUCAUUGAGAAACGAAUAUGCAGCUUUGGUCGAGGACAGUAUGAACAGGAGUGGACACCUCCGUAACGGCGCUUUUAGCCUUACUAAUAUUGUAGCGGACGUUAGGGACCUCCACAGAGACCCGCUGAAUAAGGGCGCUGUGUUCCAGGUGGCGAGCCAGUUCAACUGUUUAGAAAUGCCCAGCAUGAACUUGACACCUGAGGAUGGUAUCACGAACUAUAUCAACGACCCCACGCAGGGUCCGGCCUGUGCCAUGGAGUGCGCCCCUGGAACGCUGUAUAGGAACUACUUCGGCGGUCUUCAGGUCAAUGUCAAUCCCGAUGGGACUCUGAAUGACGAUGGUGAUGGUGAAUCUUUAGAGCCCGGGCAGCACGCAGAUCGUCAAAUCAACUGCCUGGCCUAUCUGGGUGAGGCCCUAGGGAACAACAUGGAACGCUACUGGCAUCUUAAAAACGGCUACGCCCUACCAUGCGAGUCGACUUCACUCGAUCGGCUAUCGGAUAGGCUACAGUCGCUGUCUGAGGACAAGCUGGAUGACCUAAGAGGAAAACUGGCUGUUGGUGUGCAGUGGAAUACUGAAGUGUCCUCGGUCGAGUACAGUGAGCAACGAGUAAGCCAGGUGUAUGCUUCUGCGGUACCGGUGGCGUAUGCAGCUGGUACUACUGCUGCCCAAUGGGAACCAUUUGCUAGACUGGUACUGAGAGGCUGCUAUGAGAGCACUCUACUGGUUGCGGCGUUGCUGGCUAUCGAACAGGGUAAACGGGAGAAGGUUUAUCUCACACUGGUCGGGGGCGGUGUCUUCGGCAACGAUGAAGGGUGGAUCGUGGAUGCAAUACGAGAGUCUCUAGUGAGUCUGGAGGCGAAGUUCGGCGGUUUCCUUCCGAUUGAUAUAGUCGUUGUCCAUCAUAGUCGAGUCAAGCCAGCCUUCGCAGCGCUUGAGGACUGGGCGAUUAUUCGUUCUAUUGUUAACUAG